This is a messenger RNA of Aspergillus steynii IBT 23096, 453 nucleotides long. RefSeq lists its product as uncharacterized. The record is from RefSeq and is a predicted model, not a curated record. Bases 1 to 453 code for a protein of 150 amino acids. Lineage: Eukaryota; Fungi; Ascomycota; Eurotiomycetes; Eurotiales; Aspergillaceae. The transcript is spliced from 3 exons.
AUGGCCCCGGAGUUUGAUAUCACCAGUUCACAGUCAGAGAGGUAUUGCAUCUACUACCUUCUAGCCAGCAUCCUGGCCGCUGUGGAUGAAGGCCGGACUGCCAGACCUUCAAAAUCCUCAUUCAUCUCCUCUCUCAUCUCUAUUCAUCAACUACGACGAAACGCACCCGCAAACAUGAAGUCCUUCUCUGUCUUGUCUUUGCUCGUCCUCACCAGUUCUGCUCUGGCCCUACCCACUCCCGAUCAAUCCGGAGUUGCCGUGGUCGACGAGGCCGUUAAGACCGGCGACUACAAACGAUCCGACGAUCUCAAAGCCCGUUGUGGUCUGGCCCUCUCCCCCGAUCAAGCCGGGACCGAGGAUGCUGCGAAGAUCGCAGCCCGUUGUGCUAUUCCCUGGACUCAGAACUACGGCGAAUAUGAUGACGUCGAGAAGCGCGACGACAGCGAGAACUAG